This is a messenger RNA of Neoarthrinium moseri, 1173 nucleotides long. RefSeq lists its product as uncharacterized. NCBI's taxonomy places the organism in Eukaryota, Fungi, Ascomycota, Sordariomycetes, Amphisphaeriales, Apiosporaceae. The record is from RefSeq and is a predicted model, not a curated record. The coding region runs from base 1 to 1173 and encodes 390 amino acids. The transcript is spliced from 4 exons. Gene Ontology annotation, molecular function: FAD binding.
AUGAACGCCACAAAGUAUCACGCAGAGAACGAUACUGCGUCCAUUCAGCCCGGCUCCAGGUGGGGUCAAGUUUACCGGACCCUUGAGGGUCAGGGCAUCGCUGUUGCCGGAGGACGUGCUUCGUCGGUUGGUGUCGGAGGAUUCAUCCUCGGCGGCGGUAUCUCCUACUACACUGGGAAAAGGGGGCUGGUCUGCGAUAGCGUCGUCAGGUUCGAGGUCGUACUGGCCAACGGUGAUGUUGUUCUUGCCGAUAAGAAGAAUCACUCCGACCUUUUUGUUGCCCUCAAAGGGGGCUCCUCCAAUUUUGGUAUUGUCACUCGCUUUGAUCUUGAGACUUUUCCAUCUACAGCUAUCUGGGGAGGCAUAGUCAUGUAUCCAAAGGUUGUAGGACCGCAGAUGAUCAAUGUUCUGUCGGCCUUCACAGCAAACAUUGGAGAGGACCCGGCAAGCUCUUCGAUUGUGGCUUGGCUAUACCUGCCGACAGUCAAGGACACCCUGAUCAUGGCCACGUAUGAGAACAAUGAAGGUGUUAUCAAAGCGCCAGCUUUCAAAGAGUACUUGGCAGUCCAGCCCCAGAUCUCUUCGACUUUGCGAGUCACGAACUGGACAAGCAUAACAGAAGAACUUGGAGACCCGGGGGGGUUAGACAAAUCAUGGUUUACCUUGACGUUCAAGAAUGAUGUGCGCGUCAUGCGAAAAGCUGUUGAACUUCACGAGGCGCUGGUCGAGGAGAUGAAGGAUACCAUAGGCGAGGAGGGUUUCUCCACCAUAUGUAUGCUCCAGCCUCUGCCUGCCAUAACCAGCAGGCUAGCAGAGGGAAAAGGCGGCAAUGUGCUGGGUCUCGAGAGGCUUGAAGAGAAUGCUAUUCUUUUCCUUGCCUCAAUGGGGGUCGUGGAUCCUGAAUUUGCACCGCUUGGUAUGAAAAAGGCACAAGAUUGGGUUGGGGCGGUGGAAGCCUAUGCAAAGUCUCUCGAUGCUGACAUCGAGUACCUAUUCCUUAACUACGCACAUGGAAGUCAGAGUCCUCUCCGGAGUUACGGGUCCGAAAAUGUUGCCAAAAUGAAGAAGGUAGCGACCAAGUACGAUCCAGAUCAGGUUUUCCAAAUAUUACUUCCUGGUGGCUUCAAGAUCUCUCAAGUUGACGAAGCCACCGUCAUUCGAGAUGAGUUGUGA